Messenger RNA from Populus euphratica (Euphrates poplar), 540 nucleotides. Its product is annotated as formin-2-like. The transcript has a single exon. Bases 1 to 540 code for a protein of 179 amino acids. Lineage: Eukaryota; Viridiplantae; Streptophyta; Magnoliopsida; Malpighiales; Salicaceae. The record is from RefSeq and is a predicted model, not a curated record.
AUGAUGAACAAAGUUCAAGUAAUUGCUCGUGUCUUGCUAUGGACAGCAUAUAGCACCCUGUUGGUCCAGUCAGGGCUAGCUCAGUUGCCACUAUUGCCUAAGAUACCUGGCCUGCCUGAUAUUACACUACCUCCGAUUCCAGGCUUACCUUUACUUCCAGGUUUACCUCAGAUUCCCGGCCUGCCUAAAAUCCCACUACCUCCGAUUCCAGGCCUACCUUUACUUCCAGGUUUGCCUCAGAUUCCCGGCCUGCCCAAAAUCCCACUUCCUGCAAUUCCAGGCCUACCUUUAAUUCCAGGUUUGCCCCAUAUUCCGGGGCUACCUUUACUUCCUCCACUACCUCAGAUUCCAGGCUUACCGUCAAUUCCAGGUUUGCCCGGGGUAUCGGGGUCACCUCCACUGUCCCAAAUCCCAGGCGGGCCUUUACUUCCAAGUCCGCUCCAGAUUCCAAGGCUGUCUCAACCCCCUCUACCACCCCAAAUUCCGGGCAUUCCAACUCCUGGAACUCCAGCAGGCGUAGCUAAUGCUGGACACCAGUAG